Cottoperca gobio is the source of this 2684-nucleotide messenger RNA. RefSeq names its product very long-chain acyl-CoA synthetase. Lineage: Eukaryota; Metazoa; Chordata; Actinopteri; Perciformes; Bovichtidae. Gene Ontology annotation, biological process: long-chain fatty acid metabolic process; long-chain fatty acid import into cell. Gene Ontology annotation, molecular function: long-chain fatty acid transmembrane transporter activity; long-chain fatty acid-CoA ligase activity. The transcript is spliced from 10 exons. Gene Ontology annotation, cellular component: plasma membrane; endoplasmic reticulum membrane. The coding region runs from base 229 to 2091 and encodes 620 amino acids. The record is from RefSeq and is a predicted model, not a curated record.
UUUUCCCAUGUUCUGUAAUUAAAAAAGCGAUACGCUGCUGCUGCUGAGCAAUAUUCCCUUCUGUAGCUAUUACAAAUUAUUCAAAUAUUUGACAUUUUCCAUGCAGUAACCUACUUUUCCAGAAAAUGCCCCGCCCCCCUGGACACAACAGUUAAAUGGGAAAAAGCCCCCAUUUUGCAGAAGGGCUGAACUUUUCUUACAGGAUCUGCUUUUAAACGAGAAAACGUCAUGGAGAUGUAUUUGAUUUCAGUCAUUUUUGCAAGUAUCCUCAUCAUACCGUUCGCAAUCAAAACUUUGUCCCCAUAUCUUUGGUUGGAUAUUCUGUAUUUAGGGCAUAUGCUGCACAUUGUAGUAAAGUGUGUCUCGAGGCGAAGGAGACCUUGCUUCUUUGUUUUGGACCGUUUCUUGGAGCAGACCGCUGCGCAUCCAGACAAACUGUUCAUUGUCUUUGAAAAUGAAAACUACUCGUUCACUUACACAGAUAAAAGGAGCAACAAAACAGCCAACGCGCUUCAGUCUCACCCUAAUUAUAAAGCUGGGGACACCGUCGCACUUUUCAUGGGAAAUGAACCCGCCUUCAUCUUUACCUGGCUGGCCAUGGCUAAAUUAGGCUCUCCUGUGGCUCUUCUCAAUCACAACAUCCGCACCAAGUCUCUGCUGCACUGCUUUAACUGCUGCAAGGCCAAAGUGUUGAUAGCAGCCUCAGAGUUAAAGGAAGCAGUGGAGGACGUGCUGCCCUCGCUGAUUGAGCAGGGUGUCACCGUCCUCCUGAUGACCAAACACAGUGACACACCUGGGAUUGAGGGCUUUUCUGAUAAAGUUGACGAGGCAUCAGACCGCCCACUCCCUCGAUCCCUCAGAUCACACAUCACAUUCAAAAGUCCUGCAGUUUAUAUUUACACCUCGGGAACUACGGGUCUCCCUAAGGCAGCGGUGGUCAAUCAGAACCGGCUCUUAACAGCUCUGCCUGUGUUAUCUUCAAACGGUGUGAUGUCUAGUGAUGUCAUCUACCUCUACCUGCCUUUGUGCCACACAGCUGGAUUCAUUAUAGGCUUUAUUGGCUCCUUUGAGACAGGGUCAACUAUUGUUCUGAAAAGGAAGUUCUCUGCCUCUCAGUUUUGGAAUGACUGCAGGAAAUACAGAGUGACGGUCGUGCAGUACAUCGGAGAGGUGAUGCGUUACCUCUGUAGCACACCGAAGAGAGAAAAUGACAAGGACCAUGAGGUAAAACUGGCCAUUGGCAACGGUGUCAGAGCAGAGGUAUGGAGAGAGUUUCUAAAUCGCUUUGGGAACAUUCGGAUCCGAGAGUUUUACGCCUCCACCGAGGGAAAUGUGGGAUUUUUCAACUACGUAGGGAAAAUUGGAGCUGUUGGACGAGUUAACUUUUUUCAUCGGAUGCUGUUUCCCUACACUCUGGUUAAGUAUGACACAGAGCGGGAUGAACCGGUUCGAGAUACUAACGGCCUUUGUGUGGAGUCGCCCAAAGGUGAGACGGGACUGUUUGUGUCGAAGAUCACAGACAUCGCUCCUUUCGUCGGCUACGCUGAGAAUGAAGAACAGACGGAGAGGAAAAGACUUCAUAAUGUUCUCAUGAAAGGAGAUCUUUACUUCAACAGUGGGGACUUAAUGAGGAUCGAUAAAGACAACUUCAUUUACUUCCAGGAUCGUGUAGGUGACACAUUCAGGUGGAAAGGUGAGAAUGUGGCCACAAACGAGGUGUCUGACAUCCUGACCAUCAGUGACUGUAUCAAAGAAGCCAACGUUUAUGGAGUCCAAGUGCCAGGGCAUGAGGGGCGGAUAGGGAUGGCAGCUGUCACUGUGAAGGAAAGUGCCCAGUUUGAUGGAAGUAGAAUAUACAACCAUGUGGUUAGCUACUUGCCUUCAUAUGCCCGACCUCACUUUAUAAGGAUACAGAAUGCCGUGGAGGUGACGGGGACUUUCAAGCAGAUAAAGGGGAAGUUGGUGGAGGAGAGCUUCGAUCCAGAGCGUAUCCAGGAUCCUCUUUACAUCCUUGACAAUGAAGAGAAGAGUUACAUACUGCUGACGGCUCAGGUCUACACCGCCAUCAUAUCAGGAAACCUCAAACUAUGAGUAAGCUCUCAGUGUUCGCUAUUUAGUCCUACUGCAUUGAUCUUGAACUCAGCUCAGUGACUGAACAAAUAUUUGUAUUAAUAUUCAAGUGUGUAGUAAAAUAAUGGAGACUUAAACGUCUUCAUUAAAAGCAGUAGAUGGGAAUCAGUAGUGUAGGAUUCAUUUGUAAGGAUUCAUGUCGGGUGGAGUCGGCCCGCAAGAUAAUAUAAAUGUAUAUAAUGAUCUAUUUACGCACAAGUGGUGAUAUAAAAUGUAUAUAUACAAGCCUGAUUACUGCUUUCCAGGCUUUCCGUUUUGACUUUAUUCAGUCUUAGUGUUGAGAAGUGUUGCUGUAUGUAUGGAUAAACAAAUAAACAGUGUAGUUUAAGGAGCAAACUUUAAGAUGGAGGCUUUUGGACUUUCCCUCACAGGUACUAUCUGAUGUACAGAAUAUUUUUUGUUUAUAGGGAAGACAUGAGUAGCAAGAGUUACAGAACGCAUGUAGAAAAGGACCUAAUGCGAAUUUUAUAUUUCUGUGCCAAUAUCUGUAAAUGUACAUUCCUUUCUUAAAGAUUAAAGUGAUUAUUUCAAUAAAGCCAGAACUAAUUCUCAUG